UCCAUUUUCACUCUCAACUCAACCCACUCACCAACUUACUCACACAACAAUCCAUCUUACACCAAUAUGGCUGUCUCUGGUUUUGAAGGUUUUGAAAAACGUCUAGAGCUUAAAUUCUCCGGUCAUGACGAUCCAAAAAUGAUCGGUACAGGGCUUCGAAGAAUCGAUUUCGACUCCAUUCAACAAGUACUUGAUGCGGUGCAAUGCACUGUCGUAUCAGCCGUGGGCAACCGGCAUUUCGACUCGUAUGUUUUAUCCGAGUCAAGUUUAUUUGUGUAUCCAACAAAGAUCAUCAUCAAAACAUGCGGGACUACACAGCUUCUGAAAUCAGUUCCUAUAAUGUUAUCUCAUGCAAGUGAUAUCGGUCUUAACAUAUGCAGUUGCAGAUAUACUAGAGGAAGCUUCAUUUUCCCUAAAGCACAGCCAUUUCCUCAUACAAGCUUUAGAGAUGAAGUUGAGUACUUAGAUCAAAGUCUGCCUAAUGAUCUCUGUUACAGAAAAGCUUCUGUUAUGCCUUCGAAGAAGCAGAAGAAAUCUUCGCAUUCUUGGCAUGUUUACUCUGCUAGUGAUCAUACUGACCAUGACAUCGAAGACAUGAAUUUUGAUCAUGAAGAUGGUAUUUUCACUAUUGAAGUUUGCAUGACUGAACUUGAUCAGAUCCUUUCGCGUAAUUUCUUUCGAUCUUUUGGUGACAGUACUCCUGGAGAAGUUGCGGGGAAAGAAAUGACGAAACUUACCGGUAUAAACAAGAUCAAUCCUAAUGCUCUUAUAUGUGAUUUCGCAUUUGAUCCGUGUGGAUACUCCAUGAAUGGGUUGGACAAUUCUUGUUAUUCCACUAUUCAUGUCACGCCGGAAGAUGGAUUCAGUUAUGCUAGUUUCGAAUGUGUAGGGUUUGUUGAUGAUUAUAAGAGCAUUAGAGAAACUUUAAAGAGAGUUGUGCAAAUUUUCAGACCGGGAGUUAUGUCUGUAUCCACAACAAGUUCGUCGAGUCAAUGUAUGUCGAGAUGUGUUACUAAUGCUGUCGAGCCACUUGGAAUGAAACGUCGGAGUUGUACGGUCGACGAGUUCCCAGCAGCUGGAGUCGUUGUAUUUCAGACAUUUACGUCCGUUGGCCGGAAAAGAUUGGUGUAGUAAUAGAUAUUGCAAGAGUUGAUUAGAGAAAGGGUAAAGGGGGAAAUUAAGGAGGGUACUUGAGAUUUUUUUUCUUGUUGCAUGAACAUGCGUAGUUUGGAAUGAUGAUCGGUAGGGUUGUUAAUGGGAUAUCAUGUCACUCCGUAGCCUGUAUUCAAUUAGAAGGGGUUUUAUUAUGUUUUUAGAAAUAUUUACUUUUGUUGUUUUAAGAUGGUAAGUACAUUAUUUUUUUCAUUGUUCAUGUAUGUAGCCCAUGAAAAGAAUUUUUAGAACCUUUUUAAGCAGUGUGAAUGUGAGUUACCAAGGU
Messenger RNA from Papaver somniferum (opium poppy), 1438 nucleotides. Its product is annotated as S-adenosylmethionine decarboxylase proenzyme 4-like. Gene Ontology annotation, molecular function: adenosylmethionine decarboxylase activity. NCBI's taxonomy places the organism in Eukaryota, Viridiplantae, Streptophyta, Magnoliopsida, Ranunculales, Papaveraceae. The transcript has a single exon. Gene Ontology annotation, cellular component: cytosol. Gene Ontology annotation, biological process: spermidine biosynthetic process; spermine biosynthetic process. The record is from RefSeq and is a predicted model, not a curated record. Bases 67 to 1131 code for a protein of 354 amino acids.